UGGCUCUCAAGGAAGUCCAGGGUUGCUCCGCAGAGGCAGGCAAUAGCCAGCCGCCUCCUUAGUCUCUUGCCUUGACCUGAAUCAUCCAGGCUAGCUUGAUCUGUCGAGAGCCAACGUGGUGUCGUAGUUAAGAGUGGUGGACUCUAAUCUGGGGGACUGGGCUUGAGUCCCUGCUCUUCCACAUGGAGCCUGCUGGAUGACCUCGAGUCAGUCACAGUUCUCUCCGCGCUCUCUCAGCCCCACCGACUGCACAGGUGUCUGUCAUGGGGAGAGGAAGGCAAGGAAAUUCUUCUGUGCCCCAGUUCACCAAUUCGCCCAGCAUGGUGAUCAUGGUGGGGCUGCCGGCCCGCGGGAAAACCUACAUCUCGAAAAAACUGACCCGCUACCUCAACUGGAUCGGGAUCCCCACGAAAGUGUUCAACGUUGGGCAGUAUCGCCGCGAAGCCGUCCAGACCUACAAGAAUUACGAGUUUUUCCGGCCGGACAAUGAGGAGGCCAUGCAGAUCCGGAGGCAGUGUGCACUGGCAGCACUUCGAGACGUCCACACGUAUCUGAGCUCUGAAGAAGGUCAAGUUGCGGUUUUCGAUGCCACUAACACCACGCGGGAACGCCGGGACCUCAUCUUACAGUUUGCCAAGGAACAUGGCUACAGGGUCUUCUUCAUCGAAUCGAUCUGUGAUGACCCGGACAUCAUCCAGGAGAAUAUCACGCAAGUCAAGCUGACCAGCCCUGAUUAUAAAGACUGCAACAGGGAUGAAGUGGUUGAUGACUUUCUGAAACGGAUCGAGUGCUACCAGAAGACCUACCAACCCAUCGACGAUGAGCUGGAUAGUUCCCUGUCCUACAUCAAGAUCUUCAACGUGGGCAGUCGCUACCUGGUGAACCGGGUUCAGGAUCACGUGCAAAGCCGCACCGUUUAUUACUUGAUGAACAUCCACGUGACGCCUCGUUCCAUCUACCUCAGCCGGCACGGAGAGAGUGACCUCAACCUGAACGGGCGCAUUGGGGGUGAUUCGGGACUCUCCGAGCGUGGCAAACAGUACGCCCACGCCUUGGCCGCCUUUAUCCGUUCCCAGUGCAUCCAUGACCUCAAAGUGUGGACAAGCCACAUGAAGCGCACAAUUCAGACGGCAGAAGCGUUGCACGUCCCCUACGAGCAGUGGAAGGCUCUGAACGAGAUUGACGCAGGCGUCUGCGAAGAAAUGACCUACGAAGAGAUCCAAGCCCACUUCCCAGAAGAAUUUGCCCUGAGAGACCAAGACAAGUACCGAUACCGCUAUCCUAAGGGGGAGUCGUACGAGGAUUUGGUGCAGCGCUUGGAACCCGUCAUCAUGGAGUUGGAACGACAAGAGAACGUCCUGGUCGUUUGCCACCAAGCCGUCAUGCGCUGCCUCCUUGCCUACUUCCUGGACAAAAGCGCCGAAGAACUGCCGUACCUGAAGUGCCCGCUACACACUGUUCUGAAGCUAACGCCUGUGGCCUAUGGCUGUGAGGUAGAAUCUAUUUUCCUGAACAUUGAGGCUGUGAAUACACACCGGGAACGGCCGCAGCAUCUUUCCUUCCAAGCUAGCCAGGCCCCCUUGUACCGGCACUACCGCUCCGUGCCAAUGGCCAGUCCUGAGCCAACCAAACGACCCUGCUGGAAAGAUCUGGGCCGGCCCCCUCCCCCCUGCCUGUUUGGCCCUCAGAAUGUUGACGUCACACGAGAUCCCAAGGAAGCCCUGGACACAGUGCCGGACCACUACUGAUCAACUUGUGCAUUCAAAGAAUCCCGGUUUCUGUUCUACUGUGGAGUUCUCAUGGAUGACGUGGGCAUGCGGCUCAACCUGGAGAAAUAAAGGUGGGGCGGGGGGGGGGGGGGCGGAGAGGUGCCGAACCACCUUGUUUGCACCAUCUCCUGAAGGUCACCUUUGUGCGGACGAAUGGCCUUCUCUGAACGAAAAUGGUGCCACAGGUCGACGUGCCUCCAUCGGAUCCGUGCAGCCCCGGCUGGGUGGUGUCGCCCACCAACAAAGGAGGAAACUGUAAAACUAAUGCAUCAAGAGGUGGCGGUGGAGGACAAAUCCAGGAAAAGUUAUGCGCUCUCAUCUGAUCUGGAGAGAUGAAAGUGUAUUUUUAACUCUCAAUAAAGUCAGUGCACUGUCAAA
Molecule: messenger RNA, 2147 nt
Organism: Heteronotia binoei (common prickly gecko)
Lineage: Eukaryota; Metazoa; Chordata; Lepidosauria; Squamata; Gekkonidae
Gene: PFKFB1
Product: 6-phosphofructo-2-kinase/fructose-2,6-biphosphatase 1
Exons: 15
Coding region: 264-1748 (494 amino acids)
Biological process (GO): fructose metabolic process; fructose 2,6-bisphosphate metabolic process
Cellular component (GO): 6-phosphofructo-2-kinase/fructose-2,6-biphosphatase complex; cytosol
Molecular function (GO): 6-phosphofructo-2-kinase activity; fructose-2,6-bisphosphate 2-phosphatase activity; ATP binding
Source: RefSeq, a predicted model, not a curated record